This is a messenger RNA of Phytophthora nicotianae INRA-310, 288 nucleotides long. RefSeq lists its product as hypothetical. The transcript has 3 exons. Lineage: Eukaryota; Oomycota; Peronosporomycetes; Peronosporales; Peronosporaceae. The record is from RefSeq and is a predicted model, not a curated record. The coding region runs from base 1 to 288 and encodes 95 amino acids.
AUGAAGAUGAGCACUUCGGAUAUCAACCGCUAUCUGUCGAAGCAGCUUGGCGGGUCCCAAAAUAUUCUUAAGCAAGUACUGGCAAGUACGACACUUGAAAGGACGAAAACUAUUUUGGAUGCGUUUGCGGAUGGAGAUGCUGGCAACGACGUUCUUUUCGUUCAGGACCAAAUGGAUAUUACGUGCGUGAUUGCUAUGCAAACGUCAAUCCAAAAGAAGUCUUGGGGCGACACUACGUCUCGUCGUAACGACGGCAACGGGAGAGGGAUCCCCGUUAUUGAUUCCUAG